ACCUACAGGGUGCACGUCGGCGCUUUCUCAGCUGCGGAGCGGCCGCCUGCCUUUGAAAUCGCGCAGCCAGGGCUGGAGAGGCCGUGCCCGCGCCCGCGCUUCCCCUCUCGGCUUUGUCUUCGCUGCAUUGGGCUUUUUAAAAGCGACUCACCCGUUGCGCUGGCGGGUGCAGGUAUUUCGGCAAAGAAGUUUCCUCAUUGCAGUUAGUGACAUGGAGCUAUGCCAAUCCAUCCAUGGCACUCCAGACCGAGGUUCUAAAUAUGAACAGGGGUACUCUCUUGGAGGAGAGGAGAUCUUGGCACUCAACCCUGCUCUCUCUGGAAUGGAUGUCAGGCCCCAGAGACCUGUCCAAAUCAAGGAAGAGAACUGUGAGUUGGAGUUGGUCCACUUUAAACCGGUACAUCUCUACGUCAAACAGGAAAAAGGUGAUCUGGGCACCCCCCUCAUUAAAGAGGAGACUUCCAAGCAGGUAUCCAUUAGACCCGAAAUGCAGAACCAAAAAGCUGUGAACUGGCUUGACGAUACAGCGGCAGAAAACCCUUUGCACUUCAGAAGAUGUCUGGAACAGGAAUUGGAGCAGAGCAGUUUAGUCUCCAAACACAGGAAGGCAAAGUCCUCCUUGCCAGAUAUUGUUCAUUUGAAUCUGGAAUCCCUGAGGUCUGAAAAAAAGAGGACAAACGGAAGCUGUUGUAGACGAGAGCAGAAGGAAAGGGAGUCCUGCAUACUCCAGCUGAAUAAAAAUUUAGAAGACAAAGGUAGAUGCUCAUUGUCGCCGGUCUCUCUGGGCCAUCUUCAUCACCCAGCUCCACUGCACCAGCAUUAUGUACACACUCACACUUUAAAUGCUGACAUUUUUUUCCCUGUGGUAAAACUAACAAGAAUUGAUGCUCAUGCCUGUUGGACCCAGAAAGCAAAUUUUUUGCCCUUAAAUAUAGGUCCGGAUUCUAAAGAAGAUUAUAAAUAUAAAAUGGACUACAACCAAAGUCACACUAGUAGCAAGCAUUUUACUUGUAGUGAGUGUGGGAAGCAAUUCCGAGCCAAAGCCAGGCUCCAAGUGCACACAAGAUCUCACACUGGGGAGCGGCCAUACUGUUGUACUCACUGUGGCAAGAGUUUUGCCGACAAGCAGCACCUUCUUGUACACAACCGAAUUCAUACAGGAGAAAGGCCAUACAGAUGCAGUGAAUGUGGUAAGCGAUUUUUACAGUUAUCCUCUCUUCAAGUGCAUAAAAGAAGCCAUACUGGAGAGAGGCCAUUUUCCUGCCGUUACUGUGGUAAGCAGUACAUGCAAAACAGUUCCCUUCAAGAGCAUGAACGAAAUCACACUGGAGAGAAGCCAUUUUGUUGUCAUGAAUGUGGAAAAAGAUAUACAGGCCAACGUAAACUUAGAGAGCACAUGCGUGUUCAUACAGGAGAGAGACCCUACUGUUGUAUUCAGUGUGGCAAGCAGUUCACAUACAGUAACGUUCUACAUGUGCACAAAAGACUUCAUUCUGGAGAGAAGCCAUAUGGCUGUACUCAGUGUGGCAAGCAGUUUGCACAAAUUAGUUCUCUUCAAGCUCACGGUCGAUCUCACAGUGGCGAGAAACCGUUCUACUGUGCCGAAUGUGGCAAGCGAUUCUCGCAUGGCUCUUUACUUGUGCGGCACAAGAAAACUCACAGUGGGGAAAAACCUUAUCACUGUACUGAAUGUGAUAAAUGGUUUUCACGACUUGAUUCUCUACACACUCAUAUGAAACAUCACACUGGAGAAAGGCCAUAUGGCUGUUCUGAAUGUGGCCAACACUUCAAACAGAAGGUACAGCUUUUAACUCAUAAGCAAAAUCACACUGGAGAGAAACCAUACAGCUGUGCGGAGUGUGGCAAACGAUUUCCCAGGAAAAACUCACUUGAGAUGCACAAGAAAAUCCACACUGGAGAAAAGCCGUUUUCCUGCACUGAAUGCGGUAAGCAGUUCACCCAGAGUAGCAAUCUGAAAAAGCAUAUCCGCACUCACACGGGAGAGAAACCGUAUGGCUGCACUGAAUGUGGAAAGCGCUUCACUCGACGUGGCAGUCUUCUUGGACACCAGAUCCUUCAUACAGGGAAGAAGCCGUACUGCUGAGUUCAUACAAAGAACAAAACGGCUUCAGAGACACGGGACGAGUCACACUGGAGAGAAGCCAUAUACCUGUGUGGACUGUGGCAUUCGGUUCUCUCCGAAAUACCAGUUUUUUGGGACAUUUAACAGAACCCAUUAGUGCAAAGGAGAAGUUAAACAUAAAUGAAGCCUCCUGUGUGCUGAGGUCUACUUUCCAAGUUGUAUAUUUUGAAGCCAAGUGGAGAUCAAGAAUUGACUGCCACAUUUCCCUGUCAGAAACUAGUCCGAGGCUGAUUACUCAGCCGCUAUGCAGUAAGUACACCACGUUUAGUACCUUUCUACACUUGUUUUGUUUUACGACUUUUGUGUGUAGUUUCCCAAAAUCAAACGUUGAAAAUUAAAACCUAAGCUGUUAGCCAGCAGCAUGGAAAGCAAUAAGGUUUUCAUGUGAAUCGCCGGCCCCAGCUCUACCCAUUCAGAGACUGGAUGCCUCCACGUCCUCCUUGAAGCCUUAUCAGAUGGGCAUGUGUUUCUCUUACAGAACAGAACCCUUGGCACGGUCUUCUGCAGGAACUUUCUGAACUGCCAUAAAAGUAACACUUGGUUAUUUGCUGCUACUGGAAAAGACCUAAGAAUGGAUCCACAGCUCUAAGAAGAGCGGAUUUAUUGUCACUCUUUACAACAUGUGAUUGAUCUCCUGGAUGACACUUUCAGUACUAGGUCAACAGUGUAUCCAUAUGUUGUCCACCUUGUGCAAUUUUUAACAGGGAGAUGAAUGUGAAAUUAGUACAUAAACACACUUAAACCCGUGUGCAUUAAAACUUCUUUAAAACA
Polypterus senegalus (gray bichir) is the source of this 2914-nucleotide messenger RNA. RefSeq names its product gastrula zinc finger protein XlCGF57.1-like. Bases 212 to 2104 code for a protein of 630 amino acids. The transcript has 3 exons. The record is from RefSeq and is a predicted model, not a curated record. Lineage: Eukaryota; Metazoa; Chordata; Cladistia; Polypteriformes; Polypteridae.